Lachancea sp. 'fantastica' is the source of this 495-nucleotide messenger RNA. NCBI's taxonomy places the organism in Eukaryota, Fungi, Ascomycota, Saccharomycetes, Saccharomycetales, Saccharomycetaceae. The record is from the annotation of a GenBank genome assembly.
AUGAGUGUUGCUCCUAUCCCGGGCCAAGCUAGGCGUAUGUUUCUAUCUUCAAAAGCACCUCACAAGCACUUCACAAACACCUCUAUCUACAGAUCCAUUGAAAAAGACACACAUCACUACAUACGAAACGCGUCAAAACCGUCUGGUCUCGUUCUUACUCGUUUGUUAUCUUUCCCACUGGCUAUUCCCCUACUUUUUCCCCCAUGUUACACGCUAGAUCUGCCUACAGCCCACCAUAGCUUUUUAAACCUUUUCACUUCUUAUUUCCGAUCCCUUUCCUUACUCUUUUCCCUCUUUAAAUACUCAUCUCAUCGCUGGCAUCGAUCUAAAUAUACGUAUUCAGUAUCUAUACAUAUUAUAUAUAAACUCACGCUUACCAGCGUACACCAAUAUUUUUUCUUACGGGGGCUACAUUUCCCAAAAAAUCAAAAAAAAAUUAUUAUACCAAAUUUUCAACGUAGAUUAUCUCAAGUCAGUAAACUUUCCACUUGCUAA